This is a messenger RNA of Zingiber officinale, 1517 nucleotides long. Its product is annotated as protein YIP4b-like. Gene Ontology annotation, biological process: endoplasmic reticulum to Golgi vesicle-mediated transport. The coding region runs from base 71 to 913 and encodes 280 amino acids. The transcript is spliced from 3 exons. Lineage: Eukaryota; Viridiplantae; Streptophyta; Magnoliopsida; Zingiberales; Zingiberaceae. The record is from RefSeq and is a predicted model, not a curated record. Gene Ontology annotation, cellular component: trans-Golgi network; membrane.
CAAAGUCUCUUAUUCUCUCCCUCCUCCGCGUCUUCCUCGAAUCGCCGAUCGCCGGCUUCUCCCAGCGACGAUGACGCACGGUGAUACGAUACCCUUCCACCAUUCUUCCGCCCAGUCCGACAUCGAUGAGAUCGAGGACCUCAUCAACUCCGGCUCCUUCUCCGCCACCGUCCUCCCUGCGCGACCCCCUAGCCCUCCCCGUGCCUCCAUCCCCGUCUCCCAUUCCUUCAUCCCCUCUGGCCCCCAUCCACCUUCCGCCUACCAGAAGCUGCCCCCCGCCAUGUUCUCCUCACCUCCUCAGCCUCCGCCGCUCCCCUCCUCCUCCCCUGUUUCCCGAUCGGGUGGGGGUUUCUCCUCCGAGGGUUUCGGGUCGCCGCCUGACACCCUCACGGAGCCCGUGUGGGACACGGUGAAGCGGGAUCUGACGCGGAUCGUGAGCAAUCUGAAGUUGGUGGUGUUCCCCAACCCUUUCAGAGAGGAUCCGGGAAAAGCGCUGAGGGAUUGGGAUCUUUGGGGGCCAUUCUUCUUCAUCAUCUUUCUCGGGCUCGUGCUCUCUUGGUCGGCGUCCGUGAAGAAGUCCCAAGUCUUUGCUGUUGCAUUUGCUGUCCUUGCUGCUGGCGCUGUAAUUCUGACACUGAAUGUUUUGCUUCUGGGUGGACAAAUCAUCUUCUUUCAGAGUUUGAGUCUUCUUGGCUACUGUCUCUUUCCUUUGGAUGUCGGAGCUCUAAUCUGUCUGCUGAAACAUAACAUCAUGAUCAAAAUAAUUGUGGUCUUAAUAACUUUGUCAUGGAGUUCAUGGGCAGCAUAUCCCUUCAUGAGCGCAGCUGUUAAUCCGAGAAGAAAAGCUUUAGCUCUGUAUCCUGUUUUCCUAAUGUAUAUUUCAGUUGGCUUCUUCAUCAUUGCGAUAGAUUAAGCAAUCAACAGACAGCAGGUGGUGUGUUCAACAAAGUUUUGUACUUCAAAUUCCAUGGUGUCUUCAUACAAAUUUGCAACUGAUCAACAGGUGGUGUCUUCAACACAGUUUUGGACUUCCAAAUUCCAUGGAAUAACUCUUUUGUACUCAGGACUUCUACUAGUGAUUUUUGAACCUGAACCGGUUCCCAAUUUUUCCUGCUGAACCAGCCCAAAAUUCGGUUCUAGCGGGUAGUACCCUUUUACUAAUAGAAUUAAAUGUUUUGACCUCCAGUUCUUGGUCUAAAUUGAUCCAAGGGAUUGGCCUACUUUAGUCCACAAGCCUUUUUCUACUAAACUUGUUUGCUUUCUAAAAGACCUAAUACCGGGUCGUCCCGUUGAUACCCCAAAAAAAUAAAAAUGUUGCCUAAAGAGUAACUCGUGUGCUUGAAAUAUUUGCUUUGUUGUUCUUGGCAUUAGCCUUUUAUGAUUUUUGAAGAUGAAAAUAAAAUGUUGUGCAUUUGUUCUCCUUUAUUUCGUCACGGAGUCGUUUAGGAGGCUUAUAUGAUUUUUGAGCUGACGAAUAUAUCUCUCAGCUGAUAUACUUUUUGUAUUUUUUAAUUUAA